This is a messenger RNA of Impatiens glandulifera, 500 nucleotides long. RefSeq lists its product as uncharacterized. NCBI's taxonomy places the organism in Eukaryota, Viridiplantae, Streptophyta, Magnoliopsida, Ericales, Balsaminaceae. The record is from RefSeq and is a predicted model, not a curated record. Bases 50 to 256 code for a protein of 68 amino acids. The transcript has a single exon.
UAAAAUUCAUUCUAUGAACAAUUAAUUUAUUAGUAGAAGAAAGAGAAAGAUGGUUGUGAUGUGCUUUUUGGUGGACGAGAAGAGGAAGGUGAGGAAGAGCAAGCCGGCGGCGGGACUGUGUUCAAGGUGCGGCGGAGGUGCACACGUGGCCGAUAUCAAGUCGGCAACUAGGUUCUGCUACGUCCCUCUCUACUGGAAGUCAUGGAGAGCCAUCAUCUGCACCUUCUGUGGUUCCAUUCUCAAAUCUUACAGAUAGAACAACAACAAGAAGAAGAAGAACCCUAAAUCCAUCCAAAUCUACUAACCCUAAACCCAUUUGGAUAUACUUUUGUUGUUAAUUAUUUAUUUAGCUAAUCUACUAAUUAAAUAAUUAUAGAUCUUUAAUUUAUUAUAAGAUCAAUAUCUAUCAUCAAGGAUGGAAUGUAAUGUCCCAUUAAUGUCAAAACCCCAGCAUGUUAUUUGCAACUCUAAAACAACACCUAGAUCUUGUUGUUGUUUCA